AUGUGUAUCAGUACCGGAGGCGAAGAACUCUGGAAGCGGACUUUAGGACAUGGCAACCGCGUCGUCAACGGCGGCGAAGGCAAUUCUGCCGCUCCCUCUCCCGUGACCGAUGGCGAACAUGUCUGGGCGUUCCUCGGUACCGGAGACCUCGCCUGCUACGAUUUCGAUGGGAAUCAGGUCUGGCAUACCAAUCUCGCUGACCGUUACGGUAGCUUUAACCUCUAUUUCGUCAUGUCAACAACCCCGCUGCUUGACAAGGAUCGGCUUUACAUCCAACUCAUCCACAGCAAUGCAUGGCUCGUGCUGGCACUCGACAGAAUGACGGGGAAAGAGAUUUGGAAGCAUAAACGCGAAAGCGACGCAACCGAGGAGUGUGAACAAGCCUAUACCUCUCCUAUUCUCUACCGUGAUUCAGAACGUGAAUAUCUCGUCGUACACGGCGCAGAUUAUGUCACUGCACACAGUCUCGAAGAUGGUAGCGAAAUCUGGAGAUGCGGCGACUUGAAUCCGAAAGAGCGUUAUAACUACAGCCUCCGGUUCGUCGCUUCUCCUGUCGCAACAGAGGGGCUUAUCGUCGUCCCCUCGGCGAAAAAUGGACCCGUUGUGGGCAUUGAUCCGGCUGCACAGGGUGAUAUCACGAACGGCGAAUGGCAACGUUGGAAGCUUCAACAAGGCACACCGGAUGUUCCCUCCCCGCUUAUCCACGACGGUUUAAUUUAUCUCUGUCGAGAAAACGGCGAUCUGAUAUGUCUUGAUGCCGAGACGGGCGAACAACUCUAUCGUGAACGAACACAUCGACACCGACAUCGCGCCUCGCCGAUCUAUGCGAAUGGGUAUGUCUAUCUAACAUCUCGUGACGGAGUUGUUACCGUAGUAAAGGCAGGACGUGAAUUUGAAAUCGUCGCCAGCAAUUCCAUGGGUGAGGUCAUCGCGGCGUCCCCUGUUCUCGCAAAUGGGACGCUCUAUCUGCGGAGUUAUCAGGCACUCUAUGCCAUUGGUCGGAAAGAAUGA
This is a messenger RNA of Geodia barretti, 1011 nucleotides long. Lineage: Eukaryota; Metazoa; Porifera; Demospongiae; Tetractinellida; Geodiidae. The record is from the annotation of a GenBank genome assembly.